Molecule: messenger RNA, 953 nt
Organism: Acomys russatus (golden spiny mouse)
Lineage: Eukaryota; Metazoa; Chordata; Mammalia; Rodentia; Muridae
Product: phosphoribosyl pyrophosphate synthase-associated protein 1-like
Biological process (GO): purine nucleotide biosynthetic process; 5-phosphoribose 1-diphosphate biosynthetic process
Cellular component (GO): cytoplasm; ribose phosphate diphosphokinase complex
Molecular function (GO): magnesium ion binding; ribose phosphate diphosphokinase activity
Source: RefSeq, a predicted model, not a curated record
UUUUACUCCAAGAUACAAGUUUUACUGUUUUAGAGAUGUGAAUACAGCGGUGAUGGAGUUACUGAUUAUGGCGUACGCACUGAAGACUGCCUGUGCCAGGAAUAUCAUCGGCGUCAUCCCCUACUUCCCCUACAGCAAGCAAAGCAAGAUGAGGAAGAGGGGCUCCAUCGUGUGCAAGCUCCUGGCAUCCAUGCUGGCAAAAGCUGGUUUAACUCACAUUAUCACUAUGGAUCUUCACCAAAAGGAAAUACAAGGCUUUUUCAGCUUUCCCGUGGACAACCUUAGAGCCUCACCUUUCCUGCUUCAGUAUAUCCAGGAAGAAAUUCCAAAUUACAGAAACGCAGUCAUUGUAGCUAAGUCUCCUGACGCUGCAAAAAGGGCUCAGUCCUAUGCUGAGAGACUGCGCCUGGGGCUGGCUGUGAUCCACGGAGAAGCUCAGUGCACAGAGCUGGACAUGGAUGAUGGUCGGCACUCACCCCCCAUGGUCAAGAACGCUACUGUCCACCCAGGCCUGGAGCUACCCCUGAUGAUGGCCAAAGAGAAGCCACCAAUAACAGUGGUCGGAGACGUCGGAGGGCGCAUUGCAAUCAUAGUGGAUGACAUUAUUGAUGACGUGGAGAGCUUUGUAGCUGCUGCAGAGAUCCUGAAAGAAAGAGGUGCCUACAAGAUCUAUGUCAUGGCCACGCACGGCAUCCUGAGUGCUGAAGCGCGGCUGAUUGAGGAGUCCUCCAUUGAUGAGGUGGUGGUUACGAACACUGUCCCUCACGAGCUGCAGAAGUUGCAGUGUCCCAAGAUAAAGACUGUGGACAUCAGUUUGAUUCUUUCUGAGGCAAUUCGGAGAAUCCAUAACGGCGAGUCUAUGGCUUACCUCUUCCGGAACAUCACAGUGGAUGACUAGCCUGGCGCUCCCUUGACCCUGGACCUCCAGAGGAGACCCGCACAGCAGUGUCAGC